UUUUUAUACGUGGUACUAAUGGAAAAGUUUAUGUUAGAAAGGAAGGACGAACAGCGACGGUAAUAGAAUACUAUUAACACAAAAAAAGAAAAGAAGGCAAGGAAGGCAUCGAGAUGGCUUCAACCUCGCGACAAGGACACUCCAACCUCCUGUCCUUCAUCGACUCGACGACGCCCUCCGUAACGACUCAUACCCUCCCUAAGCGGUCCUUCCAAGAGUGGGAUGAGCUCUGGCUCCCGGUGGGAAGGGAAACCGUGGAAUGUUUCAACCUCAGAGACCUCUGGAACCAGUACAUUGAGUGGAGUGCCUAUGGUGCCGGCGCCGAGGUCCUCCUCCACGGUGGAGACAAAGUGGACCAGUACUACGUGCCGUACCUAUCGGCGGUCCAGAUAUAUACCAGCAAGUCCCGCGCUUCAUCGAGGAAUGGUUUGAGCAAUUGUUGGAGGAAUGGCACUGCAUAUAAGAAGCUGGUUAAUCCAAAGGGCUCUGCUGUGGAUACCAGCUCCGACCACGAAGGCACCCAACAAGCUCAAGAGGAAAAGGGGCACCUUUACUUCCAGUUUUUUGAGUGUGUCUCUCCUUAUGGGAGGCCCCCGCUCUUCGAAAAGGUCCGGGAAUUGGCCAAAAUCUAUCCAGGCCUCAUGUCAUUCAACAGUGCAGAGCUUUCGCCUGCUAGCUGGAUGUCGGUCGCCUGGUAUCCCAUUUAUCACAUCCCCGCCAGGCGAAAUGUGAAGGACCUGUCAGCAAGCUUCCUGACCUAUCAUAGUCUUGCCUUACCGUAUCAAGAGCAUAUGCAGGCAAGCACCUCAAAAAGUUUGUCUUACACUGGAGCUUGGAGUGUAAGUAAAUCUGAGGAGAAGAGCAACUGCAUCUCUCUUCACCCUUUCGGCCUCGCCACUUACAAAGCAUGGGGAAACCUUUGGGUAAAUCCUGAAAGUGGAGAUAAUGAAAGAAUUGUCUCCCUCUACAAUGGUGCAAGCUACUGGCUGAAUCAGCUUAAAGUUCACCACAAUGACUUUAUCUUCUUCAUCACUCACUGAACUCCCCUGUGCAUGAUAGGAACCAUUCUAUUUUUCAGAGAACCUGCUGACUGACGCCACACCAUGACAUUGCUGUGCUGGAGUUCGGAUUACUCAAUCAAGAUUGAGAAAGCUGACUCGGUCAAUUUUGUAGAUGUUAGUGAAGAAGAAGGUUUUGUUCGAUUCUUUCAGCUUUCUUUAUGCAAAGAUUGUCUUAGGGAGUGCAGAACAGAAGGAUCUUGGGCCUUGCUUUUCUUUUUAACCUUUGUCUUCAGAAGGUGGUAGUUCGAAAUAGGUGGGAAUUGGGCACCUUUUACUCUCCUUAUAAGUUAUACGUAGUUGGAUGGUUACGGAACAGAAAGAUCAUUGUUUGUUAUACUGAUACAGGGCUCUUAUAUAUGACAUCUUAGGUUGGUAAAUUCAAUUAAAAGCUCUUGCCAAUCUCUCAAAUUUUUGGCAAAAUGGAUGCGAAG
Molecule: messenger RNA, 1492 nt
Organism: Elaeis guineensis (African oil palm)
Lineage: Eukaryota; Viridiplantae; Streptophyta; Magnoliopsida; Arecales; Arecaceae
Source: RefSeq, a predicted model, not a curated record